CAAAUGUGUCAGAAAACACCCCAAUUCACCUCCUGAUCUCGGAGGACUAGCACUCUACCACAAUGACUGGUUCAGACUCUGAUUCGAAGUUGACCGAGGACAAGAGCGGCAGUCUGAAGAAGAGCAAAAAGAAGCAAAAGAAGGAAGAUGCCUGGAGACCAGAAGGACGCAGAGACCCUUUUGCCAUGCUGAACUCUCUGCCUGAAAGCAAGCAGCAGGAGAUCCAGAGAGCCCUCCACCUCUUCUCCUUGGGCCCAACUCAACCCAAGACCCUGCAAGAUGCCAAAAGACACACAUUUCGUUUCUGGGAAACACAACCUGUUCCCAAACUGGAUGAUGCAGUCGACAGUGAUGUGACUCAUGGCCCAAUAAUAGAGGGUGAAGCCAUUGUCCGGAAGGAGCCCUACUCUCUACCUCAAGGUUUCUCCUGGGACACUCUGGACCUGAGCAGCCCCACAGUGCUGAGAGAGCUAUGCACUCUGCUAAAUGAGAACUACAUGGAGGUUGACGACAACACAAUCAGAUUUGACUUCUCUCCGGAGUAUCUGCAGUGGGCUUUGCAACCUCCUAACUGGCUGCCACAGUGGCACUGCGGUGUGCGAGUGGCUACCAAUAACAAGUUAGUCGGCUUCAUCGCUGCCGUUCCCGCAGACGUCCGCGUGCAUGAGACGGAGAAGCGGAUGGUGCAGGUCAAAUUCCUGUGUGUUCAUAAGAAGCUACGCCUCAAGCGGAUGACUCCAGUUCUGAUCCGAGAGCUGACCAGACAGGUCAACCAGCAGGGUCUCUACCAGGCUGUCUACACGGCUGAUGUAGUGUUGCCCACACCAUUAAGCUCCUGCAGAUACUGGAAUCGUCCUCUGAAUCACCGAAAGCUGGCGGAGGUGAACUACCCGGGACUGAGACCGAGCAUGAACCCGCAGAGAGCUGUCAAGUUGAACCGUUUGCCUGAGGUGACAAAGACAGCUGGUCUGCGGCCUAUGACUAAAGAUGAUGUUGCGGGGAUACACUCUCUACUCCAAGCACACCUCAGCAAGUUUCACCUCAGCCCCAGCUUGUCUUUACAGGAAGUAGAGCACUGGCUACUGCCAAGGGAGAACGUGAUUGACACCUACGUUGUGGAGGGAGAUGAUGGGACACUGACAGAUGUGGUUAGUUUCUAUAGCAUCUCCUUUAAAGUGCUGAAUCACCCGGUCCACACUGACCUGAGAGCAGCUCACCUCCUGUACGUUGCCUCUACUGCCACAGACGUGGUCGACCUCAUGGGGGACACACUGGUUCUGGCUAAAUCUAAAGGUUCUGACAUCUUCUCUGCGCUCGACGUGAUGGAUAACAAGAGUUUCCUGGAGAAGCUCAAGUUCAGCGUCAGUGACACAAGCCUUCACUACUACCUGUACAACUGGAUGUGUCCUAAUGUCAGCCCAGACAAGGUGGGCUUGGUGUUUCCCAACUGACCUGCCACUGAAGGAAGACAGAGCUGUGACGAUGGAAGGACCAGAGUCGCUGACAGACAUCCAACUGCAUCAUCAAUACGAAUUUGAGUUUAAGAUAUAAACUGACAAACUGUAAAACACACACACACUCUAGCCCUCUCUUUCUCUCUCUGUCUCUCUCACACACACACACACACACACACACACAGAAAUCAAUGAAAGAAAUAAAGAUGAAAUUCCAUUUGUAAAUACAUUCAUCAUCCGGAUGUCAGUUAUUAACUUGGUUCAGCAUUUCUGUGACAGGAAUAGAUUGUUUCUGAAAUGAUGGAGAAAAUGGACCCAGUACAUCCAAGCAAUAUAAAGUGUGUGUGUGUGUCUGUGUGUGUCUGUGUGUAGUCUUUGGACAUUGCUGCAGGCAAUACACACACCACCCCACCCCUUUGAUUUGAUUGAGAAACAGCAACAUUAAUCUUUCACACUCACGCAUAUAUAAGAAUAGCUAGAUUGUGUGCAAGUGUCUACAAUCUGCACACAGUCACGCACGCAGAUGCAUAAAGUCAGGCGUAAAUGCAAACAAGUUAAAUCUCAUGUAGACAUCACAUAAAAAGUCAGAGAGCAGGUUUCUGCAGGUGGAACACAAGUACAAGAAAAUGUGUCAUUAUAUGUCAUUUUAACAACUUGUCAUGAAGACAAAGAGAAAAACUAAUAAGCAUAUUAUUUAUUGAGUCAUUUGCUUAUUAUUAAACUAACUCACCUUCUAAUUUAUUACAAGAAAGUCACAUUUUCUUUGGUUCAGAGUAUGCAACCACGGGGUAUAGAUGGAAGACAAUAUGAGACACAUGCAUUGUGUAAAUGUGAGCAGCAGGGGGCGCUGAAACCUUUACUAUUUCUGCUUUAUUUACUACACUCUGAGGCACUCUGUAGAUUUACACAUCACCUGCUUUGCAUUUUAUUGUUAGGACUACAACAGCCCAGUGUAUCAAAAGAGUAUCUGUCCAAUGUCCUCUUUGAAUCUGUAAGGACAUUGUUAAUGCACAAGUAAGAUCUGUGUAAAUGUAACUACUCUAAUUCAUGCUGUUGGGUAGCUGUUCCCAAAACAGGCUGUAUCAGGAUCCUUUAGAUCUUUUAUUUUAGGAAGGCAAAGUUUGAUUAAUUGGACAGAAAAACAUUGUUCAGCUGCAAAAAAAU
Molecule: messenger RNA, 2618 nt
Organism: Larimichthys crocea (large yellow croaker)
Lineage: Eukaryota; Metazoa; Chordata; Actinopteri; Sciaenidae
Product: glycylpeptide N-tetradecanoyltransferase 1
Exons: 12
Coding region: 63-1451 (462 amino acids)
Biological process (GO): N-terminal peptidyl-glycine N-myristoylation
Cellular component (GO): cytoplasm
Molecular function (GO): glycylpeptide N-tetradecanoyltransferase activity
Source: RefSeq, a predicted model, not a curated record